Molecule: messenger RNA, 1578 nt
Organism: Fulvia fulva
Lineage: Eukaryota; Fungi; Ascomycota; Dothideomycetes; Mycosphaerellales; Mycosphaerellaceae
Product: Pantothenate transporter liz1
Exons: 2
Coding region: 1-1578 (525 amino acids)
Biological process (GO): pantothenate import across plasma membrane
Cellular component (GO): plasma membrane
Molecular function (GO): pantothenate transmembrane transporter activity
Source: RefSeq, a predicted model, not a curated record
AUGGCUUCCCACGAUCCGCAUCGUCCUGCGACGCCAGCAGAGCAGCCUUCAGAAGAGCAGACCCUUCUUUCCAGGAAGUCUUCGCCACCUACCAAGACCGCGAUGACUAUCAUGAGCACCAUCACGCGGCUUUGGGGACCGCCUAGCACCGAACGUUCACUUUUGAUCAAGCUGGACUUCACGAUACUGAUAUAUUUCUCGAUAAUCUGGUUCUUGUUUGGUAUCAAUCGGUCGAGCUAUAGUACUGCUUAUAUCUCAGGAAUGAAAGAAGACCUUGGCUUUCAGGGAAAAGACUACAACUACAUGUCCACGAUCUAUCUGAUCACCUACGCCAUCUUCCAAAUUCCUUCCACCUCACUGCUGAUACUCACGAAACCUCGCUACGUCUUUGUGGCAGCCAAUACCGUCUGGAGUGUACUUACCUUGGUCACCUAUCGAGUCGACAAGGUGUGGCAGGUCUUCAUCUUGAAUGCCUUCGAAGGCGCGUUUUCGGCGAUCGCAUUCGUUGGCGCUCAUUUUGUGUACGGCUCGUGGUACAAACAGUCUGAGCUCGCAACCCGUGCUGCCAUCUUCUGCGGCUUUGGCAACCUCGGAAACAUGGCAGGCGGCUGGAUACAGGCUGGUCUCAUCAAUGCUCUCAAGGGUAGCUCCACUUCUCUGCCAGCUUGGAGACUGAUCUUCAUCGUUGUCUCAUGCAUGACGAUACCUUUUGCAGUGUUCGGAUGGUUCGCGAUUCCCGAUCUUCCCAGACACAAAGCCGCACGUUUCCUGUCUACUGAAGAGAAAGAAAUCGCCACCACCAGGCUAGGCAAGACAGACAAGACGACCUGGGACUGGACUGUGCUUCGCCGAGUGCUACUCAGCUGGCAGUUCUACCUCUUACCCUUUGUCUUCAUGUUGUACUCACUUGUUGUACAAGCUCUUGGCAACAACGUGAUGCCCUUGUGGAUGGCGUCUCGAGGCUACACCGUUGUGCAGCAGAACACUUGGCCCACUGCUGUUCACGGGACGGCAAUAGUAGCGACCUUCUUCUACUGCUUUGUCAGCGACAAGCUGAACUCUCGCUGGCAGUGUUCGCUCGCAAUCGGAUUCACAUUCAUUAUCAGCAGUGCGAUUCUUGUAUCGUCUCCGAGCAGCGAUGCGGCGUACUUCUUUGCCUUCUACCUGAUGGGCACCACGUACGCGCCACAGGCAUUGUGGUACUCCUGGAUGGCCGACCUCACUGGACAUGAUCUACAAUUACGAGCCAUCACCACGGGUUUUAUGAAUAGCUUCGACUUUGCUUUCGUCACUUGGUGGCCGCUGGUCUUCUACCCUGUCACAGAUGCGCCCAACUACCGAAAAGGCUACAUUGCGAGCCUGGUCACGGGCUGUCUGACUAUACCGGUCAUCAUAGUCAUUGCAGUACUCGAAAGAAGAGGCAGACAGAGUGGAGUGAUUGGCCGAGACGCAUCGAUACCUGCCGAACCCGAUCCAGACACAACGGUGGUUGAUCCAGAGGACGACAGGAUACCUAAAGCUUUGGCUAUUCGCCAAGCUCAAGUGAUAUCCAGCAUUGCCGCGGUCAGCACUCAAUGA